Messenger RNA from Clonostachys rhizophaga, 1065 nucleotides. The record is from the annotation of a GenBank genome assembly. NCBI's taxonomy places the organism in Eukaryota, Fungi, Ascomycota, Sordariomycetes, Hypocreales, Bionectriaceae.
AUGGACACCGACGAUCCUAGUCAGCCGCUUCUGUCCCAACAACGUCGCCGCGCCAGCACUUUCCGAUUGCCGGCGUGGUCGAUCGGAGCCCCCCUCGUCAAGACAGCAUCUGUCAGCGAAGUCCAUCCGCACCAUGACGAGGUCGAGCCUGUCCUGCCCGCGGCUCCCGUUGCUGCAACUCAUGAGACUCGCCUGCACAAGCCCAAUUGGGCCCUGAGCGAUGAGCCACCAAAUGCUUGGGCCCAAUUCCGCCAUGCUUGGCGUGAGGAAUUUGCAGAAUUCUGGGGCACAUUUUUGAUCCUGCUUUUUGGAGCCGGUGUUGAGUGCCAGGUGCGGCUGAACUACCACUCAUCCGACAUUCGAGGCAAUGCCGGUGACUUUCUGCAAUGCCGUCUUGCUUGGGCCGCUGGAGUAGCCCUUGCUGUCUGGAUGGCCGGCGGUGUAUCUGGAGGGCAUUGCAAUCCAACAGUUACUCUUGCCCUCGCCCUUUUCCGUGGCUUUCCCAUACGCAAGGUGCCCAGUUUCAUCAUCGCCCAAGUUGCUGGCGCAACCGCCGGCAGUCUCGCCAUUUACUUCAACUACGUAACAAGCAUCUCCGCGUAUGAAGGCGGCUCUGACGUCCGCACCAUCACCGGCCCGCAUGCCACAGCUGGUUUAUUCUUCACUCUCCCUGCACCGCAUUUGCCAUACCUUGGGGCCUUCUAUACCGAAGUCCUGGCAUCAGCAACCUUAGUGGCCGUUGUUUUUGCUCUUGCCGACAAGAGCAACCUUGCACCACCCAAAGGGACACAGCCAUUUGCCAUGUUCCUGACACUCCUCGCCAUAGGCUCGGCACUGGGGAUCAAUACCGGCUACGCCAUGAACGGGGCACGAGACACAGGGCCCCGUAUUGCCUUGGCCAUCGUUGGAUAUGGACCUGGGGUAUUCACACACCAUCACCUGUACUGGCUUUGGGCCCCAUGGGCCGGCGCCAUUGUGGGCGGACUCAUAGGUGCAUGCAUUUAUGACGGUUUCUUGUACACUGGGAGAGACUCGCCGUUUAACGUGCCCAAGAUAUCUGACUGA